Messenger RNA from Humulus lupulus (European hop), 3058 nucleotides. Its product is annotated as U-box domain-containing protein 17. Gene Ontology annotation, molecular function: protein binding; ubiquitin-protein transferase activity. The transcript has a single exon. The record is from RefSeq and is a predicted model, not a curated record. Gene Ontology annotation, cellular component: nucleus; cytoplasm. Gene Ontology annotation, biological process: protein ubiquitination; cell surface receptor signaling pathway. Bases 549 to 2684 code for a protein of 711 amino acids. Lineage: Eukaryota; Viridiplantae; Streptophyta; Magnoliopsida; Rosales; Cannabaceae.
AACCGGGUGAGAAGUAACUGCAGAGUAAAGAGAAGUAAGAAGAAAACGAAUGGACAGAAAUAUGGAUGAUAAACCCAUUCCAGUCCUUUUCAGUUUUCACCAUUGAAUUUCUCUGGAGAGAGAAACCCCAACACUUCCAAAUUCAACAGUCUUUUCGGGAGAACGCGGAUUCGGCCAAAAUAAUGAAUUAAAUAUCCAUUCAUUUAAAUUAAUUAAAAUAUUAGGUUGUGAAUUCAUUAGUUUGUCUAUAUUUCUUUCUCUCUUGUUGUUGAGGAUUCAAACUUCGACUAGAGCUUACCAAUAAUAACGACGAAGAAGAAGAAGAAAAAGAGGAGUAAGACUGUAUAAUAGUCUUCGGUUUUUGUGUUUUUAGAGUUUCCAUUUCUUUUUGUUCCCCUUGGGUAUUUUAGGUUUUUUUUCCUUUUCUAUUUUGUUUUUUAAGAUCUGUUUGUAAUUGUAAAGAGAGAAAUUUGAGUAACUGGGUAGUUUAGGAAUUGAAUUUGUUGUUCUGGGUAAGGAUUUCUUUUUGUAAACUUAUUAUUGUUAGGAUGGCUUCGGCGGCGAUAUUCUCCUCGUUAAGGAGGCGAAGAUCGCCUUCUUUGGAGGCAUUUUUGGCUCCGGUUGACCUUACGGAUGUGGCUCUUGUACAAACCCUUGCUUCGCUGACGGCCGAGAUCGUUUCAUCGUUUUCCAACAUGGUUUUCUACUUUCAGAGAAAGAAUUCUCGCUCCCUUGUCCGAAAAAUGGAGGUUUUUCUGGUCUUGUUGGAGUACAUGAGGGAUUCGCGUUUGAGUCUCUCGUGGACAACGGAGCUUUGUUUAAAGGAGCUUUAUUUGCUUCUAUAUCGCUCAAGAAUACUCCUUGACUAUUGUUCUCAAACCAGUAAGUUAUGGCUUUUGCUUCAAAACCAUUCGAUUUCGGGUCAUUUCCAUGAUUUGAACCAAGAGAUUUCGACCCUUUUAGAUGUUUUUCCGAUGGAAGAUGUUGAACUUGGGGACGAUGUUAGGGAGCAAGUUGAGCUCUUGCGGAGGCAGUCCAGAAGGGCUAAGCUGUUUAUUGAUAAGGACGAUGAAACUCUCAGAAUUGGCUUCUAUGGAUUUCUUGAUCAGUUUGAGAAUGGUCAAAUUCCUGAUCCGGAUGAAUUGCGUUCCUUUCUUGUGGAGAGAUUACGGAUUCAAGACCCAAAGAGUUGUAGAAAUGAAAUUGAGUUUUUAGAAGAGCAGAUUGUGAAUCAUGAGGAAGAUAUUGAACCUACAGUUGGGGUUCUUAAUGGGUUUGUGGCUCUUACAAGGUAUUCCAGGUUUUUGCUCUUUGGGUUCGAGGAGGACGAAGUGGAGUUGGGAACAGGGACUCUGAAGAAGCUGAGAAAAGGGAUUCUUUCACAGGAAAUUGCAGACACUUUUAUAACAAUUCCGAAGGACUUUUGCUGCCCAAUUUCAUUGGAUUUGAUGCGAGACCCGGUGAUAAUCUCAACAGGACAGACUUAUGAUCGGAGUUCCAUAUCCAGGUGGGUGGAAGAAGGUCACUGUACUUGCCCAAAGACGGGGCAAAUGCUUAUUAAAACCUGUAUCUUUCCCAAUCGUGCUUUGAGAAAUUUGAUUAUGCAGUGGUGUAUUGCUCAUGGGAUUCCAUAUGACCCACCAGAGUGCACAGAAAGCUUUGUGGCGGCUUCCCCAACUAAGGCUGCUCUUGAAGCUAACAGAGCAACAGCAGCUCUUCUUAUUCAGCAGCUAGCGAACGGAUCACAAGUUGCAAAGACUGUAGCUGCUCGCGAGAUUCGUUUAUUAGCUAAAACAGGAAGGGAAAACCGUGCUUUCAUUGCGGAAGCUGGUGCAAUUCCACAUCUUCGAACAAUACUUUUGUCUGUUAACCCUGUUGCCCAGGAGAAUUCCGUCACUGCAAUGCUCAACCUGUCCAUAUAUGACAAGAACAAAAGCCGAAUUAUGGAUGAAGAAGGGUGUUUAGAAUCAAUUGUUGAAGUUCUCAGAUUUGGGCAAACAACAGAGGCUAGGGAAAAUGCUGCUGCAACCUUGUUUAGCCUUUCGGCAGUUCAUGAUUACAAGAAGAGAAUUGCAGACGCGGAAGGGGCAAUCGAAGCCUUAGCAGGGUUGCUUAGAGAGGGUACUCCAAGAGGAAAGAAGGAUGCUGUGACUGCCUUGUUUAAUCUUUCAACGCACACGGAUAACUGUGUGAGAAUGAUAGAGGCCAAGGCCGUGACAGCACUUGUAAGUGCAUUGGGAAAUGAAGGAGUAGCUGAGGAAGCAGCAGGUGCCUUGGCCUUGAUUGUUAGGCAGGCAAUUGGGGCCGAAGCAGUGGGGAAUGAGGAAAUGGCUGUGGCUGGCUUGAUCAGUAUGAUGCGUUGUGGAACAGCAAAGGGAAAAGAGAAUGCAGUUGCAGCAUUGCUCGAGUUAUGCAGGAGUGGCGGGGCUACCACAAAGGAAAAGGUUGUUAAGGCGCCAUCAUUGGCUGGUUUGCUCCAAAAUUUGCUGUUUACUGGUACAAAGCGAGCAAGAAGAAAGGCAGCUUCUCUUGCCAGAGAAUUCCAGAGAUGCGAGAAUACAGUCGUGCAUUAUGGUGGUCUUGCCGUGGGAUAUGCCUUGGCAGGCAAUUCGGCCACAAGUAGAGAUUCAGCGAUAUCUGGUGAUGUUUCAGUACAAAUGGCCAUUCCAGUGCCUGUUUUGUAGUGGUAACAUCCUUCAACCUCCAACCUCCAACCUCCAACCUCAUGUUGUAUUUUCUCGCUUCUAUAUGUCCCAUUUUUGUUGGAAAUAUGUUUAAAAAAAAUUCUUUCAUUGAAAUUUAAGGUGAUAAAAAAGAAAAAAUAGGAAUACCAUAUAUUGUCUGGUUUUCAAAGAAUGUUCUGUAUUAUUGAGCAAUUAGCUUUGAGUUAAUAUACGUAUACCACCAACCAUCUCAUGAUUUGGGAAACGCAGAGCCAUCAUUGUACACAAAUAUGUCAAGAGACCAUGACAUAAGCAUGAGAAAAAGUAUUAUACACAUACAUAUAUUUAUAUGAACAUAUAUACUUUAAAGGAACAAUAAGUAUUGAUUCUUGGUA